UUCAUUUGACAUGAGGAAACCAUUUGUGGGCUGGUGCUGAUACAUUAUAUAAUGAGCUGCAGCAGGCUUGAGAGCACAGUGUCUUCACUUCAGCUACAGCAUUUGCUCAGCACUCUCUAACACAACAAAUGGACGGCAACUAUUACAACCCCAACAUGGGAGGCAACUCUUACAACCCCAACAUAGGAGGCAACUAUUACAACCCCAACAUGGCCGGCAACUUUGGCCAGACCUUAACGAAUGAUGAGGAGCUGAGGAUAGUGAUGGUGGGGAAGACUGGAAUCGGAAAAAGUGCCACUGGAAACACCAUCCUGGGUAGAGAUUGCUUUGAAUCAAAGUUCAGUUCAAAGUCUAUGACUGUAGACUGUCACAAGGGCAGAGGCACAGUUGAGGGACAAAAGAUUGCUGUUAUUGACACCCCAGGUCUGUUCGACACCAGGUUUGGAAUGGACAAGACAGCUAAAGAUAUCAGCCAGUGUGUCACCUAUGCCUCUCCUGGUCCCCAUGUGUUCCUGGUGGUCAUCAGGCUGGGCAGAUACACUGAAGAGGAGAAGCAGACGGUGCAAAGGAUUCAAGAGAUCUUUGGCCAGGCUGCAGACAGAUACAGCAUGAUUCUCUUCACUGGUGGUGACAUGUUGGAUAUGGAAGGAACCACGAUUGAGAAUUUCUUGGCUGAAAGCCAAGAUUUGCAGGAACUUGUGGCCAGAUGUAACGGCCAGUACCAUGUCUUCAAUAAUAAGCAAAAAGAUCGCUCUCAGGUCACCGUGCUGUUCCAGAAGAUUAGAAACAUAGCUAAGAAGAAUGGAGGGAGUCAUUACACCAAUGAGAUGUUCCAAGAGGCUGAGAGGGCAGUGGAGGCGGAAAAACAACGCAUCCUGAAGGAGAAAGAAGAGGAAAUACGCAAAGAAAAAGAAAAGCUUGAGAGGGAAGUAAAGCAAAAAUAUGAAAAAGAGAUGAAGAGAAUCAAUGAGCAACUCCAAGCUGAUAGAGAGAGAGAGAGAAAAGAGAGAGAGGAGGAGAGGAAGAGGGAGAAGGAGGAGUUGAAUGAGGAGAGAAAGAGGGAGAGGGAGGAGAGACAAGCAGAGAGAAUGAGAGAGAGAGAGGAAAAAGAAAAGGAGCUGAACAAAAUAAAAGGUCAGUUUGAGAGUGAUUUGAGAGAGCAGAAGAAAAAACUGGAGGACAGGUAUGACACUGAAGCCAGAGUGGAAGCUGAGGAGUCCGAUCCAUUACGCCAUUUGAUGAAAGCUGGUGAAGCAGUUGUUGAGGCAGGCAAACAUGUAGUCAAUGGAGUUGCAGCAAUGGGAAGGAAAAUUGGGGGAUGGUUCAAGAAAGUGUGUGUGAGCUCAGUCUUCAGCAGCAGAGACUACUUAAUACUUUUGAACCUUAAGAAGAAGGGGGGCCAUUACAACCCAAAUAUGGCUGUAAACCCAGGAAACACCUUUACAAAUGAUGAGGAGCUGAGAAUAGUGAUGGUGGGGAAAACCGGAAAUGGGAAGAGUGCCACUGGAAACAUCAUCCUGGGACGACAGUGUUUCAAAUCAAAGCUUGGUGCACAGUCUAUGACUAUGGACUGUUCAAAGGGUAAAGGCACAGUGGAUGGGCAAAAGGUUGCUGUUAUUGACACCCCAGGCCUGUUUGACACAAGAAUGGGCUUAGAAAAUACAACCAAAAAUAUCAGCCAGUGCAUCUCUUAUGCUUCUCCUGGUCCCCAUGUGUUCCUGGUGGUCAUCAGGCUGGGUAGAUACACUGAAGAGGAGAAGCAGACAGUGCAAAUGAUUAAAGAGAUCUUUGGCCAGGCUGCAGACAGAUACAGCAUGAUUCUCUUCACUGGUGGUGACAUGUUGGAGAUGGAAGAAACCACGAUUGAGGAUUUCUUGGCUGAAAGCCCAGACUUGCAGGAACUUGUGGCCAGAUGUAACGGCCAGUACCAUGUCUUCAAUAACAUGAAAAAAGAUCCCUCUCAGGUCACCGUGCUGCUCCAGAAGAUUAGAAACAUAGCUCAGGAGAAUGGAGGGAGUCACUACACCAAUGAGAUGUUCCAAGAGGCUGAGAGGGCACUGGAUGUGGAAAAACAACGCAUCCUGAAGGAGAAAGAAGAGCAAAUACGCAAAAAGAGAGAAGAAAUUGAGAGGGAAGUACAGCGAAAAUAUGAAAAAGAGAUGAACAGAAUCAAGGAAGAACUUGAAGCUCAGAGAGAGAGGGAGAGGAAAGAGACAGAGAAGGAGAUAAAGAGGGAGAAAGAGGAGAUGAAUGAGGAGAGAAAGAGGGAGAGGCAGCAGAGACAAGCAGAGAGCAUAAAAGAGAGAGAGGAAAAAGAAAAUGAGCUGAGUAAUUUGAGGGCUAAGUGUGAUAAUGAUUUGAUGGAGGAGUUUGAAACACUGCAGAGACAGCAUCAAGCUAGAUCCAGAGAGGAAGCUGAGGACUUUAAUCCAUUAUUUUUUUUGCUGAAGGCUGUUGAACUGGUAUCUGGAGUUAAGGUUUUGGGAACUGCAAUAAGGGGAUUGUUCAGAUGAGUGGUCCCACAUUCAGGCAUUUUUACCAGAGCAACCCUCCAGAAGCUCUGUUACAAAAGAACAAACAAAAUAUUGGAAAAAUGUGUUUGUGUAUACACAGACCUUUAAUCAGAAAGGGUUUGUGUUUAUUUUCAUUGUUAGAGUGCUUCAUUAUGAGUAAAGCUCUACAAUAUGGGUGUGUAGUCAAUUGUCAUUUUGAAGUGCAAUACUGCCAUCUAGUGAUCAUUCCCAAGAACGUUUAAACAAUUAAAUUGGCACAUUUUGAGUGUAAAUCAACUUUUUGAGCAUUAACUUAACCCUUUGUCUUCUGCAGACUCAUAUUGUCCAUGAUGACAAAAAUAGCACUCAGAUUUAAUUGAAAGAAUUGUAAGUUUUUUAACAUGCAUUCCUUGUUCAUGUUUUAAUGUUUUA
Notolabrus celidotus (New Zealand spotty) is the source of this 2924-nucleotide messenger RNA. RefSeq lists its product as uncharacterized. Gene Ontology annotation, molecular function: GTP binding. The transcript has 4 exons. The record is from RefSeq and is a predicted model, not a curated record. Lineage: Eukaryota; Metazoa; Chordata; Actinopteri; Labriformes; Labridae. Bases 129 to 2513 code for a protein of 794 amino acids.